This is a messenger RNA of Rubroshorea leprosula, 782 nucleotides long. NCBI's taxonomy places the organism in Eukaryota, Viridiplantae, Streptophyta, Magnoliopsida, Malvales, Dipterocarpaceae. The record is from the annotation of a GenBank genome assembly.
AUCUCCAUUAUAUAUUUACAUGUCAACGCUAUAUCAUCAACAAUUUUAACUCGUGGAUCUUAUUUGUUGACUUACAAUAAUGACAUGAAAAAAAAAUAUUACAAAAAAAAAUUUCCUUCCUCUUUUUUUUUUCCUUCCGUUUCCCUUUCUCCCUUUGGAACCGAGGCUCCUCCCUACUCGCUAACCCUAACCCUAACCCUAAUUACCCAACUGUCAUACCCAUUUCCCGCUAAGCCCGAAACCAUGAUGACAACUAGAAAACCCCAACCCAUUCCUUGGACUCACGAAGGGACCAUCCAUCUCAUCCGAGCCUACCAGGAGAAGUGGUACUCCCUCAGUCGCGCCUCCCUCAAUGUCAGCCAGUGGGAAGAAGUCGCCAGCACUAUCACCGCCCGCUCCGGCCUCGCCGACGAAGAUGCUAAGUCAGCCACCCAGUGUCGCCACAAGAUGGAGAAGCUCCGCCGCCGCUACCGCGCUGAGCGUCAGGGUCUUGGCGGCUCCUCUUCUUGGCCCUACUUCCACUCUAUGGACGAGCUUGACCGUGGUCCGUUUCCCAUAUCCGCGCGUCCUUUGACUUUGGUUCCUGGUAGAGAUGAUGGAAAUUUUGAGAUGGAGUAAUUAAUUAAAGCUAAAAUUAAAAUAAAUAAUGUAAUUAAACAAAAAGAUUAGAAAAAUCUAAUUGAGUAUGAGGUUGACUAAUCCAACGAAAAUCUUCCCCUUAUAAAAUAAAAUCCUGAUAAACCCUAAGCAAAUCCAACGUCCAAUAAGCUAAAAUUAAAAUA